GGAGGAGCCCCUGGGAGCCGCCGCUGUCUGCGUUUGUCCAGCUCCUGUCUGACGCGUGAAGAACGAGAGCGCACUUGAACUUGAAUCUGUCCGGGGCAAAUAGACGGCCGUGCACGCGCACACGCGCGCAUCCAGGCGGACAGAGCAUCUUUCAUCGCGUGCGUCGAUUGGAAGUAGCCUCAAACACUAUAGGAAACUGGGAAAUAUCGGACCUCCUCAGCUUGUUGGAAGAAAAGGAGGAGGUGUCACGUCUGCCUGCCUGGGUUCUCUCUCUCCUUUCUCUCUCUCCUACGUGUGUGUGUGUGUUUGCGUGUGUGUGCGUUUAAUGUGUCUCCCAAUCAGCAAGGCUAGUGCCGCUGGAGCCAAGAGUUGCCGCUCCGCGCACCAAUGCCAAAACGCACAGGAGGAGUCAGUGCCAAAGGGUCAUUUAGCGCACCACUGCUGAGAUGGAAGGACUGUAGGGAGCACACAGAGUAAACAGCUGCUAUUUGGCCCCUAGAUACGGCAAUCAUAGGCUUUUAAGAGAAAUUUCUGAAAAAAUAAACAGGGUCUAUUCUCUGAUACAGCGGUCGCUGCAGAGCCUUAAAAAAAUAAAUCCCACUUUGGCUCACUCCCACCCGCGAUCCAGGUGUUGCUCCCACGGCAGGACUCCCGCGCGGAUCUUCCACCCUCAUCACGCGGCGCUCUUCCAGCUGCUUGACGCGCGUUAAAGUUGACCCGUUCAGAGACUGUCUGGGGCGAAGAGAGAAGAGCGCGAUCGGACGGAGUGCGGAGGAGAGCUGCUCACCGACACCACGGUUCAAGCCGACUCCAAGUGCCGUUCACCGGGCGAUGCCAGAGUAAAUGCCGGGGCAAUGUCCCGCCGCAAGCAGGUGAACCCGCAGCACUUAUCGUUGACCCACAGGGAGACGGUCCAAGCGGAUGUCAACCAUGACUCAGGAGCGCAAUCUCCCUCUCCGGAGCCAUCCACCCCGAGUCCUUUGAGGAUGGGGCCCGGAGAGCACGAUCUCUUGACCUGCGGUCAGUGCCAGACCAAUUUCCCCCUCGGUGACAUCCUUAUUUUCAUCGAGCACAAGCGCCGGCUAUGCAGAGGCCCCGGCGGCAGACCUGGUACCUUCUCCAAGCCCGGGGAAGCUGGUGGGAUCAUGGGCAUCCCCAUCCCUCCAAGGGCCCGGUCACUGGAUCUUGGCAGGGGUUCGAUUCCAGUGGAGGUGGGCAUCCAGGUGACCCCAGGGGGAGAGGAAGAUGAGCAGAGGAGGCUGACUCCAGCUAAGGGGAUCUGCCCCAAACAGGAAAAAGGAGAUAAAGAUGAACCAUCCAGCUACAUCUGUACUACCUGUAAGCAGACCUUCAACAGCGCCUGGUUUCUUCUUCAGCAUGCCCAGCACACUCAUGGCAUCCGCAUCUAUCUCGACAACCAUCUGGCCAACUGCUCUCUCACUCCCCGCAUGGCUCUCCCUCCUCCACCGGGAGCUGAUGCUUUGCCUCGCUCCCCUCUCCCUACUUUCCUGGGUGACACCAACAACCCAUUUCACCUUCUACGUAUGGCGGCACCCUUGCUCAGGGAACACCCCCACCCAUCAGGUUACAUGGAGACCCGGCUCCCUGCAACACCACCUUUUGUCAGCCCUCCACCUCCCCCUAGACCGCCUCUAGAACGACUGGGUCCAGAGGAAAUGGGGCUGCUGUCACAGCACCCCAGUGCCUUUGAGAGGGUGAUGAGAAUGACCCCCAUGGAGCCUCCCUCGAUGGACUUCUCCCGUCGACUGAGAGAACUAGCGGGCAAUACGACCAAUAACGGUGGUCCCACACCCCCUUUGUCACCCAACCGUGUGCCACCCAUGCACCGCCUGCUUAGCCCAACACUUUUCCAGCCCGGUGCAAAACCACCAACAUUUCUCACCUACGCCCCACAACCACCCACAUCUCAGGGGGGGCAUGGCUCCUCCAGCCCUCCUGAUGCACAGGGUCAGAAUCAGGCCCCAGGAAAGUCCAAAUCCUGCGAGUUCUGUGGCAAGAUCUUCAAAUUUCAAAGCAACUUAAUUGUGCAUAGACGUAGUCACACCGGAGAGAGGCCCUACAAGUGUCAUCUGUGUGACCAUGCCUGCUCCCAGGCCAGCAAACUUAAAAGGCACAUGAAAACACAUAUGCACAAUAAGUCUGGGAACAUGACUGGAUCUCCAGAACAGGGAAGUCGGGGAGAAGAAGGAGAAGGUGAAGGGAAAAACAGAGAGGGGGAUACUAGAGUUAUGGAGAUGGAGAAUGAGGAAGAAGAGGAAGAGGAGGAGGAAGAAGAAGAUGAGGAAGAGGAGGAGGAGGAAGAGCUAAGGAAUGGAAGUCGACCAGAUUCAAACCUAAGUGAGGACUCCCAAGAAUUCAGUCAGAAUAGAGAAAAUGGUCCCAGACAGUCCCCUGUGGAGAAACCUAUGAGCGGGGACAGAGUUAAUGACAAUGGUGGAGUGGGCAUCAUGCACCCAUACAACCACCUGGACAAUCACCUUAGACUUAACCCUAACAAGAGAACCUUGGAGAGACAACCUAAUGGAGACAGUGGAGAGAGGAAUGAAGCUGAAAGAGAAAAUGACAGGGGACCAGACAGAGAGCGAGAGGAGCAAGAAGAUAUCAGGCCGAUGAUGAAUGGCAGGAUCAGUGUAAGUGAAGCGGAGUCCUUUCCUGGGCUCUUUCAGCGUAGGCCCACUCCUAUCACCAGCCCAAGCCCCUCCAACAACAAGAGAAUCAAGAUAGAGAAGGAACAGAUGGAUAUUCCCCCAACCAUACCUCUUAUAUCCCCAGAAAAUGUCUACUCCCAGCUGCUGGCUGGCUACGCUGCUUCACGCCACUUCAUUAGAGAACCUUUCUUGGGGUUUACUGACUCCCGCCAGUCACCGUUCGCCAACUCUUCUGACCACUCCUCCUCAGAAACUGGAAGCCUCCGCUUCUCCACUCCGCCGGGGGAACUGAUUGAAGGCGGCAGUGCAUCGGGGCGGAGCGGAAGCAGCACCCCUCACCUCCUGCGCGGACCUGGACCCGGUCGGCCCCCAAGUUCAAAAGAGAAGAGAAACGACACCUGUGAGUACUGUGGAAAGGUGUUCAAGAACUGCAGCAAUUUGACAGUCCACAGGCGCAGCCACACGGGGGAGCGACCAUACAAGUGUGACCUGUGCAGCUACGCCUGCGCCCAGAGCUCCAAGCUGACUCGCCACAUGAAGACCCACGGCCAGUUCGGGAAGGAGGUGUAUCGAUGCGACAUUUGCCACAUGCCCUUCAGUGUCUACAGCACGCUGGAGAAACACAUGAAGAAAUGGCAUGGUGAACAUUUGAUGGCCAGUGAGGUCAAACUGGAACAAGCGGACAGAGGUUAAGCCACCAGCGAUAAGUUAUAAAGCAUACAGUACACACACAUCCUUGUUCUCUUGCGCGCUCUCUUACACACAUACACAAUACACUCAUACAUGCACACAAAUCACAACACCACUUCUUCAGUGAUGGAGCUUGGCUGGAGUAUCACUCUCUUGAAAAAAAAAAUUAAGAUUGAUGUUUAUCAUUUUUUCUUGUCACAGAAACUGCCACCUGAGAAUAUUACCAAAUGGAAACUUUAAUAACUUGUCUGAAAUGCUCAUCUGGGUGUUUCAAACAGUCUGAGGAUUUUAUCAGUUAGGAAUCUAUGGAGCCUUUCUACUGUGCAAUAAUUUCUGUAUUUAUUGGAUUUUUGUAAUGAUAUUUGGCAUGUGCAGGUAAAUCUUUGUGGGAUUUCAUAUGGAGUUAGUUUUGAAAUGUUCUAAAAAAAACUUUUUUUUUUCUAAAACGAUAUAACUGAGAAGACGUCACCAUUAAUACGAUGUUUGACUUUUUCCUUUAAGGAAGCUUGUUAUCCUGUGAGAGUAAAUCUGUGUGAAGCAGUCAGCUUUUAAAAGAAAAAAAAAUAUUUGUUUUCUAUAUUACCUGCAGCAGCGGAUUACAAUCCAUUCCCUCAUACAGGCCUAAAGCACUGAAUGUCAGCCUGACAAUAAAACAUCCAUUGUGGAUUUUAAAAAUCCGACAUUAUCUUAGAGAUAUGGUAGGUUGGUGUUAAUUUAUUCAGGGAGCAUUGUCCUUUUAAAACAAUUGAAAAAAAAAAUUGGAACAAUUUCAAAAUGCAGUUACUGUAUUAGUGUCCUUAAAGCAAAAAAGGACGUAAAUAAAGGUUGCACUUAACAGAGAUACCCUUAAACUGAUGCUCAGUACAUUCCUAAUGUAGGAUUAAACCACCAUAUUUAAUAUGAUGAAUAGAUUAAAGACUACUUGUGAUUAAUGUGAGAACGGGAACAGUCCUUUAUAUGGUUUGUAAAUAUUCUUUUUUUAUAUGUUAAAGUAGCCCUGACUGUAAAUGAAAGAUGGCCUAAAUCUACACAAUCAAAAGACCAGCUGCUUACAUUUGCUACAUGUAGCUACCAUCCAAUGUUUUCUUUAUUAAGCCUAUCUCUAGUUCAUUGUCAAACAUCGUUUGGCUAAAUUUACUUUACCUUCAAUGCCACUCCCUCUUGUGUUUGAUAUGGAAACUCUGUCCCACCAAGCUGACUUCCUGUACCCCAUAAUGGGCCAAAACAUAACUCUUAAAUGAAAUCCAUAUCAAUGUGUGUUUGCAUUCCUCUCCUCUUUGCGGCAUGCUCUGAGUCUCUCUCUGACUGCAUCUUUUCACAGUUCAUCGACUCAGAUUGAUGCAUUAGAGCUGCAUUUUAAAAGGAGGCCUGUUCAUUCGCCUCACACAGCGAUACAGGUUUAACUCUGUAACAGAUUUUGAUACAGUGUGCCUGUACAUGUCUUCCGGGGAUUACGCUUUUUAUUCUCUGCAUCGUUCAUUCUAAAAUCAAUCUGGUAAAACUAAGGAAAAAAAAGGCAAAAAAAAGCCAUAUGAGUUAUGAUAAUUUGGAACACAGCUGCACUUGGGGAUGGUCGAGCGACCUUGAGUAGGGGCUAUUCUUAUGGCAAAAAUGAAAGAUUGGAGCUGGGAAAUGAAGAUGUGUGAGAAAGAAAUAGAGGGAGAGAGAGCAAGACCUUGACUGGGGAGAGUAGUCAUUCAAAUGAAAUUGGAAGCAUAUGAAACAUGUAUUUUUUUUUUUACCCAAAUGCACAUCUACUGACCACAUCUUAUAACAGACCAUCAUAGUGAGACAGAGCGAGCGUGAGAGGGAGAGAGACAGCGGAGCCACAUGAAAGGAGAAUGAGGCUACAUUUUUCAUUUCAGUGCUGCAGUCCUCAGCCAUAGAAAUCAUAAUCACUUGAAACUUUGACCUACCAUUUUGGCCUAUUGUCAGGUUUUAUCUGCGCCACUUUGCUUUGAUAGAAAAAAAGAUAUGCUGUGCUUUAAAUGCAAUUCCACUUCAAUUUUCUGGCAAAUCUGAGAAAGAAAGUUUCGUGUUCGCAAUGAGCUCUGCAUAAGCUACAUAGUUAAGUACGUUUUGGUGAAUUAACAUAAAAGCAACACUGGCGGGAGAGAGCUUGCUUACACGUGGGUCUGCAUGAAUGCAAAAAAGAAAAUAAAUCAAGGUGCUUUUUUAAACACGUCGUGUAUUAUUUCCCUCGUCCAGAGUGAGGCCAUGAUGAGCCAUGCAAACGCAUUCGGACGAUGAACAUUGGAAAGCUCAUAGAGACCCAGAUCACACAUGGACGUUCAGUCUUACAAUAUGUUUACAGUGUUGAAGUAUGCCAUUAAGAAAGUACUCUGUAUUAGUGUUGAAAAUUAUGCUAAAGUAUUUUUAUUUCUCCAUCUCUCCAAUAAUUUGGCAAUUUUGUAUGAUUUUCCUGGUGGAGGGGUUUAAUCUAGAUUAAUGUGUUUUUGUAUGAUUGCUUGUUCACUGUAUGGAUUUUCUUUUUUAUGUAAAUGCUCAGUCAUGGCAGAUUUUAUUUUUUUUUUCGAACAACAGUGAUGUCAUUUUGACUCCAGCUAUUUGUUUCUUUUAAAUAUAUUUUUUUCACCUAAAUUUUCUUUAUCUUGAGCUAUUCUUAGUGGAAAUAAAACAAAAUGAUUGAAAAAAAAUGAGAAAGAUAAAACUGAAGGAAAGACCUUCAGGUGAAUACAGUGGAUUUGUGCAGGAAUUUCUUUCCAAAUCAAUUUUAAAGGACUUUCUUGGACUUUCAUGGUCUUCUCCUCAUGUUUGGUUGAAGGUCUCGUGAUGGCACUUACAACUGUAAUUUUGGAUACAUUUUCAUAUUUCACUUUUCAACACUUUCACCUACACUCUUUGUACAAAAGGUUUCCUUGUUCCUUUUUUGUUUUUGUUUUAGGGAAUGGGGGGGCAUCAUUGUGAAAAAAAGUGUUUUCAGAACAGUAUACAUCUGCUGUUUUGAAUUGAACAUAUAUGUAUUUUUGUAAUGUGUUGAAAAAUCAAUACAAGAAAGCCAACACUUCAAUAAAUGUUGCAAUUGCUCUAUGA
Messenger RNA from Cyprinodon tularosa, 6413 nucleotides. It is a transcript of the gene bcl11bb, whose product is annotated as BAF chromatin remodeling complex subunit BCL11B b. The transcript has 4 exons. Bases 855 to 3362 code for a protein of 835 amino acids. Gene Ontology annotation, biological process: positive regulation of transcription by RNA polymerase II. Gene Ontology annotation, cellular component: nucleus. The record is from RefSeq and is a predicted model, not a curated record. NCBI's taxonomy places the organism in Eukaryota, Metazoa, Chordata, Actinopteri, Cyprinodontiformes, Cyprinodontidae. Gene Ontology annotation, molecular function: DNA-binding transcription factor activity; RNA polymerase II cis-regulatory region sequence-specific DNA binding.